AUGGUAACGUGCGCUAAGUUGCAGCAGUCGUGUCAAAGUUCACUAUAUAGAGAGCUCAGUGAGCUGAUCAGAGAGAAAGCAUUCUGCCAGCCCGGCUCCUACCAAUCGCAAAUCACUUCCUAACCUCCGCCUUUUUAACAUAUUUGAUCACUUUGAUUCUCUACUCCUUUUUCCUAUUAUUUUUCAGUGCACGGAGGAGGUUUGUAGGUUGUGAUCUUUGUUUUUUUGUUUUUUGUUUUUAGUGCUUUCGCUUUUUUGGGAGAGUUGUCUUCAUAUUCCAGGCUCUCAAAAACAUUGGCUUCAGCUGCGCGCUUGCUGGCGCUACCUCACAAGAAGAAAAGGAAGAAGACGCACAUUUUUUUUACCCAGUUGGUGAUUUUCUUCAAGACUUGUGCUGGAACUUGAUAGUAGCUGCUACAGUGUGUGCUCUCACCAAUUGUUUUAUGCUGCUGCAGGCACGGUGUUCCCAACCUGCUCCAUCCUCCACUGACUAGUCCAUGCUACCUCGGUUGAUGAUUUGAACAUUGAACCUACCUUUCCCAUUGAUGGGUGUACUGGAUGGCUGACUGGAAGCGCCCCUGGACUUGGCCUUUAAGCGCAAGGCAGCGACUCAGCUCGCCAUCGCAUCAGUUUUGAAAACGUGCUUCGCAACGUCUCCAACAGCAAUAAAUCGACAGUUUUUCGGGAGAUUCAGAGUGGAUUCAACGUAGGCUAGAAUUGACAUUUUGUAUGUUCGCCUUUUAAUCUCAGUUGUUGUGUUUUUUUUUGACCGCGUUUCCUUCAGACAUUAUUCACCGCGACAAGCAAAACGGCAGACAAAAAGUUUCUUUCCGUUGACUGAUAGAUAUGGCAAUGGUAGUGUGGAGAGGCUCCCAGGACGAUGUGGCUGACACCCAAGGCACCCUUUCCUCGCAAACCCAAGGAGGACUAUCUCUUCCUACCCCUCAACCAGGCCAGUUGAAUCUGACAGCCUCUCAGGUCGCCCCUCCGACCCCUCAGACUCCGGUCCAAGGACCCCCGAACAACACACAGUCCACGCCGACGAACCAGACGACGCAGCAGUCGGAGAAACAGCCCCAGCACAUUGAAUGCGUGGUGUGUGGGGAUAAAUCUAGUGGCAAACACUAUGGCCAGUUUACUUGCGAGGGGUGCAAAAGCUUCUUCAAACGGAGCGUACGACGGAACCUCACUUACACAUGCCGUGCCAACAGGAAUUGUCCAAUCGACCAACACCACCGCAAUCAGUGUCAGUACUGCCGCCUCAAAAAAUGCCUUAAAGUCGGCAUGAGACGGGAAGUUUCUCUUUUUACUGCAGCCGUGCAAAGGGGACGGGUGCCACCCACACAGCCACACCAUGGUCAGUUCGCCUUGACAAAUGGAGACCCACUCCACUGCCAUUCCUACUUAUCCGGAUAUAUCUCUCUUCUGUUGAGAGCGGAGCCCUACCCGACGUCCCGGUAUGGCAGUCAAUGCAUGCAACCCAACAACAUAAUGGGCAUCGAGAACAUUUGUGAACUGGCAGCCAGGAUGCUCUUCAGUGCAGUGGAGUGGGCCAGGAAUAUUCCCUUCUUUCCAGACCUUCAGAUCACAGACCAGGUGGCUCUGCUGAGGUUGACGUGGAGUGAGUUAUUUGUGCUCAACGCCGCACAGUGCUCCAUGCCCCUGCAUGUGGCUCCUCUCCUGGCGGCGGCUGGCCUUCACGCCUCCCCCAUGUCUGCGGACAGAGUGGUGGCCUUUAUGGACCACAUUAGGAUCUUCCAAGAACAAGUGGAAAAGCUCAAAGCUUUGCACGUUGACUCUGCUGAAUAUAGCUGCUUAAAGGCAAUUGUGCUCUUCACCACAGAUGCUUGUGGCCUCUCAGAUGUGGCCCAUGUGGAAAGUUUGCAGGAGAAGUCCCAGUGCGCCCUGGAGGAAUAUGUCCGGAGCCAGUAUCCCAACCAGCCAACACGGUUUGGGAAGUUGUUACUCCGCUUGCCUUCCCUGCGCACAGUCUCUUCCUCGGUCAUAGAACAAUUAUUUUUCGUCCGAUUGGUAGGUAAAACCCCAAUUGAAACUCUCAUCAGGGAUAUGUUGCUUUCGGGGAGCAGUUUUAACUGGCCUUACAUGUCAAUUCAGUAAACCAAGAAGGAGACGAACAAACAAAAGGUGGGGUUGGGGGGCUGCGAGACUACAAUGAUUAUAGCUGCUUUUGUGGAAGGAAUAAAAAACCAACCGGCUGUUACACGGGGCUGGCUUUCAUGAAGAAAGACACUGACGUAAAUGACUGUGAAUUCCCCCCCUACUCCAAAAAAAAAAAAAGAAAAAAAAAAAAAAUUGAGACAUCCACUGAACUUUCAAAAUGGCAGAUACAAGCUCCCAGUGUUCACGCAGAACAACCUGCUUCGAUCCAUUUUUUUUAAUGAAAGAAGAAAACGAGAAAAAGGGAAAGGGAUUUUUGUUGAUCCUCAUGAGGAAAAUUUAAGUAUUAAGUGCAUUUAAAAAUGAUAAUUUGAGUAAAAAGAAAAAACAAACUGGAGAAAGGGAAAAUACGAAACGUGAAUUUUCUUUUCUCAGAUGACUUGUCCUGUGUCCAUGUAUAGCUGUGUUUUGUACUUUCUUUGUUCCUCCUUUCUGGUUCCAAACCGGCCUAUGUGAUUUCUGUAGUACAGGUGGUGUUAUUUUCUAAGACAAUGAUUUAUUUUGAAAAGGUGAAAUAAUGUACAAAAAAAAAUGUUCUAAAAAGAAGUAAAAACCACAGCAAUAGGAGUAUAGGCUUAUAAUCUAGGCUUAAUGCUGCAAGCGCACUUACAUUCAUAUAGGAUGACCAAUACCAUCUGGAAAAAAAGGGGUUUUUGGAGUUCAUGUUCAACUUUAUGACCCAGCGGAAACAUUUGCUCUUUAUUAAUAUGAAGUUACAGGGUCCACUUGUUUUCCACUACUGUUUUCUGAGUAAAGCCACAUAAGCGCUCCUAAAAUAUGGAUUUGUUAGUUUGACGCGUACACGAUCCAAAUGAUUUGGUGCAUAGUCUUCCCCACCCAUUUUUACCCAUUUAAAAAAAAAAAAAAAUUGGCAUCAGUUCCCCAAUUUCUAAAGUAACUGACAGUGAAAAUGUAAAAAU
Sphaeramia orbicularis (orbiculate cardinalfish) is the source of this 3098-nucleotide messenger RNA. RefSeq names its product nuclear receptor subfamily 2, group F, member 2 (gene nr2f2). Gene Ontology annotation, molecular function: zinc ion binding; sequence-specific DNA binding; DNA-binding transcription factor activity. The transcript is spliced from 3 exons. The coding region runs from base 847 to 2118 and encodes 423 amino acids. The record is from RefSeq and is a predicted model, not a curated record. Lineage: Eukaryota; Metazoa; Chordata; Actinopteri; Kurtiformes; Apogonidae. Gene Ontology annotation, biological process: regulation of DNA-templated transcription.